AAUAAAACAUGUCGGAAAGUUGAAGCAUGCGCAUAUAACUUUUCUUUUCCUUUCUGUUUAGCGUUCGACAAGAUGUCGUCCAAAAUAAUUAAGGCAGGUGGGGCGGAGCCCGAUACGUUUGAAACUCAAGUUGCUCAGGCUUUACUUGAGUUAGAAAUGAACUCUGACUUGAAGGCCCAACUUAGAGAACUACAUAUUACUAAAGCUAGAGAAAUUGAAUUAAACAAUAAGAAGUCGAUCAUAAUCUAUGUGCCCAUGCCCAAACUAAAACAAUUCCAAAAGGUACAGACUAGAUUAGUACGUGAGCUGGAAAAGAAGUUCAGCGGAAAGCAUGUGGUGUUUGUGGGCGAAAGGAAAAUUCUUCCUAAGCCAACUCGUAAAACCCGUGCUGCAAAUAAACAAAAACGUCCUCGGUCACGCACUUUGACUUCGGUGUAUGACGCUAUCCUGGAAGAUCUUGUAUACCCAGCUGAAAUUGUGGGUAAAAGGAUUCGUGUAAGAUUAGAUGGGUCACAGUUGAUUAAAGUCCACCUUGACAAAAACCAGCAAACCACUAUCGAACAUAAGGUGGACACUUUCGCUUCAGUCUAUAAGAAAUUGACAGGAAGGGAAGUUACGUUCGAAUUUCCUGAACCUUAUUUGUAAAUUAACUUUACAGUUGUUUAAUAAAAAAAUAAUUUAAUAAAAGUGUUGUGUUGUGUU
Molecule: messenger RNA, 702 nt
Organism: Anoplophora glabripennis (Asian longhorned beetle)
Lineage: Eukaryota; Metazoa; Arthropoda; Insecta; Coleoptera; Cerambycidae
Gene: RpS7
Product: 40S ribosomal protein S7
Exons: 4
Coding region: 73-645 (190 amino acids)
Biological process (GO): rRNA processing; ribosomal small subunit biogenesis; translation
Cellular component (GO): 90S preribosome; small-subunit processome; cytosolic small ribosomal subunit
Molecular function (GO): structural constituent of ribosome
Source: RefSeq, a predicted model, not a curated record